UUUAUGUAUUUUGGCCGCGGAUAAGAGUUUGAAGCGCUCCCGGCUCGGAGCGGGGCGUGGAAGGAGGCCGCCCUCCGAGCGGCCCCGGGACUUUCCCUGCUGGAGGGGGCGGGGGUACCCGUCCCGCUCACCGUUCCCGCCGUGUCCCUCCCCCCCGCCCCCCCAGGAGGGCUGUGAGGGUGUUGGCGGGAAGGGCGUCUGUGGCGAGGAGGGGGGCAGCACAGGCCCCGCUGCCUCGGGGAAGACGCGGCUCCCGGCGCUGUGCGCCCGAGCUGCUGCUGGUUACGCCAGCCCCGCCGCCUGCCUCUGCCUCUGCUCGCCUCUGAUUCUGCGCACAGCCAGCCCCAAAGCCUGUCAUUCUGCAAAACACAGUUUACUCAACAGAGCGAGUGGGGGAGCGGGAGAGGUGGAGAGAGGGAGACGGCGCCGAGGAGCCCAGUCCCGCAACCCAGCAUGGCUUCAGGGGACCUUUACGAGGUAGAGAGGAUUGUAGACAGAAGAAAGAACAAGAAGGGCAAAUGGGAGUAUCUUAUCAGGUGGAAAGGCUACGGAAGCAAUGAAGACACCUGGGAACCUGAACAUCAUCUACUGCAUUGUGAGGAAUUUAUUGAUGAGUUCAAUGGACUACAUGUUUCUAGAGAAAAGCGAUCCAGACAUGGGAAACAGGCUCCUAAGUUUUUACGGGAAAGCCGAGGGUCAUCUCUUGAGAAAAUACCACACAGACCUUCUGAAACUGGGAAGUCUAAAGGGUCAGCACACAAAAGGAAGAGAAUUAACCCAUCUCUUCAAAAACAGAAAAGGGGAUACACAGCAAAGCCAGCAUCUGCUAAUGACAGGGCUGCUAAAACUGUGACUUACCGAACUACUCCCAGCGGUUUACAGAUUAUGCCACUGAAAAAGCCACACAGUGGUCUGCAGAAUGGAGAUGGUAGUCACGAAAAGGAUUCUAGACAUUUUGGGAAUGGCUCACAACAGCAAAACAUGGAUUCCAAUGAACAUGAAGGAGAACAAAACUUGGCCAGCGUUUUGGAAGUUAGUAAUGAUUCGCCUGUUGUGAAUGGAACUGGUUCUUCUCUGGCCAAUGGAAGCUUGAAUCUACACAGCACUGUGAAAAGGAAACUAGAUGGGGAGAAAGAUUAUGUCUUCGAUAAGAGAGUAAGAUACAGCGUGCGUCAAAAUGAAAGUAACUGCCGGUUCAGGGACAUUGUAGUCCGGAAAGAAUAUGGUUUCACGCAUAUUUUGCUGUCAAGUCAGACUUCAGAUAACAAUGCGUUGACCCCAGAGAUCAUGAAGGAAGUUCGGAGAGCAUUGUGCAAUGCAUCAGCUGAUGACAGUAAACUCUUACUUCUCAGCGCAGUGGGAAGUGUAUUCUGUAGUGGCCUAGAUUACUCAUAUUUAAUGGGCAGGUUAUCCAGUGACAGAAGAAAGGAAAGCACUAGGAUUGCAGAAGCUAUAAGGGAUUUUGUAAAAGCUUUUAUUCAGUUUAAGAAGCCCAUUGUGGUUGCUAUCAACGGCCCUGCUCUUGGGUUAGGAGCUUCUAUUUUACCACUAUGUGAUAUCGUUUGGGCAAGUGAGAAGGCGUGGUUUCAGACACCAUAUGCAACAAUCCGACUCACUCCAGCUGGCUGCUCAUCAUACACAUUCCCACAAAUUCUGGGGGUUGCACUGGCCAAUGAAAUGUUGUUCUGUGGGAGAAAGCUGACAGCACAGGAAGCCUGCAGCAGAGGACUAGUGUCACAAGUAUUUUGGCCAACAACAUUUAGCCAAGAAGUGAUGCUGCGGGUGAGAGAAAUGGCAUCCUGCAGUGCAGUGGUAUUGGAAGAGUCCAAAUGUCUUGUGCGGAGCUCCCUGAAAUCUGGACUUGAAGAUGUGAAUGAGAAAGAGUGUCAGAUGUUAAAACAGCUGUGGAAUUCUUCUAAAGCACUGGAUGCAUUAUUCAGCUACCUGCAAGACAACAUAUAUGAAGCCUGAUGUCUUGGCUUAACUUAGAAAAUGCCCCAGUUGUGAACCAAGUCAAAUGUUACCUGUGUUUGAAAAGCAGAGGCAAUGCAUCAAUGAGGAAUUUGUGACAGUGUAUCCUAAUACAUAUGGUUGUGUUGAUUUCCUUGUGAGAUACACAGCUGCUUGUAGCUGGUCUGAUUUUGUGUAAGCGAGACGUAGGCAGGCUUGUUCAGUGCACAUAAUCUCAACAGAGGGCUGCAUCUUUCACAUUGCUCAUCCAGGUAAAAGUAUACAUUCCAUGUGCUGAGAAGCACCAUUGAGGCCCAGUAAGGCACACCAUCUGUAAUGAUUUAUUUUGUCUAUCCUUCUUAACUUAUUCUUGCUGUUGCCGCACAUCUGGGCUGAUACAGAGGGCUCAAUAUAAAAACUGGGCAGCACAAUAUUUUGUAGACCCAAACACCAUGCUUUAGAAAUACCUUGAUUUUUUUUCAUUUUUCCUAACAGUGUAAUGGAAAAGUUUGAUAAUUUAUAUGUAUAAUAUGUAAAGUUAGUUUUACAAAAACUACUAGGAUUUUUUUCUUUGUUGAAUUUAUUUAACUUAUUUAUUUUGUGUUCGUGUUCAGCUGUUUAUUGGUCACAGGUCUGAUUUUUCAUACUACCCUUGACUGAAUUAAUGGCAUCACAUGGGAAUGCAAACACAAUUGCAGCAGCAAAUUGUGUAGAAAAAUAAAUACUAUACCGGAAACACGCAGGAUGCUGCGUGCAGUGAAAGAAACAGCCACGUGCAUGCUCCUCUGUGUUUAAAAUUGUACAAAAAAAUGUAUGGAAUAUAUCAUUUGCAAGGGUUAGGGGGG
Neopsephotus bourkii (Bourke's parrot) is the source of this 2795-nucleotide messenger RNA. RefSeq names its product chromodomain Y like 2 (gene CDYL2). Gene Ontology annotation, cellular component: nucleus. The record is from RefSeq and is a predicted model, not a curated record. NCBI's taxonomy places the organism in Eukaryota, Metazoa, Chordata, Aves, Psittaciformes, Psittacidae. The transcript is spliced from 7 exons. Bases 454 to 1971 code for a protein of 505 amino acids. Gene Ontology annotation, molecular function: transcription corepressor activity.